This is a messenger RNA of Sinocyclocheilus anshuiensis, 3850 nucleotides long. It is a transcript of the gene fbxl19, whose product is annotated as F-box and leucine rich repeat protein 19. The transcript has 11 exons. Bases 888 to 3269 code for a protein of 793 amino acids. Lineage: Eukaryota; Metazoa; Chordata; Actinopteri; Cypriniformes; Cyprinidae. Gene Ontology annotation, molecular function: DNA binding; zinc ion binding; protein binding. The record is from RefSeq and is a predicted model, not a curated record.
UCUGAAGCAUUGUGCUGUAAAAAAUAAAUAAAUAAAUAAAUCAGCAAUAUAAAUAACAGGAAUGUUUUGGGUAGGGCACUAAUGGACCACAUUUCCCAUGAUGCCUUUCGGCUGUGACGAACAGACCGGGAGGAGCUUUCGUAUUUUUUUUUUUUUUACGCUCCAUAUUUUUUUAUUUACCAUAGUUCUUUAUUUAUUUGAUUUAGGGGAGCAGGAGCAGAGUGCGAUGGCGUCGGGGUGCUGAGCGAGCUGGUCUGGACUCACUGGGACAGUAGGAGACAGAUUUAAUAUUCAUACACGCACAGCAGAGGAGCACAAUAGGACAGAGCGAACAAAAGAGUUUAUCCGUUUACGCUGUUCUCUCUUUCAGGUCAGCGGACCGUGUGGGAGUCAUAAGCGCUGGACACUGGCCUCAGCAGAGCUCGUGUGGUCUGUGGAUGUGAUCAUGGAUGCUGGAGUCGGUGAUUGGUGUUUAAACGAGUCACUCAUGUAAACCUGUGAAAACAGCAGGAAAGUGGAGCGGAGAAACAAGGAAGCGCUCUCUCUCAUUGUGUCCAUCUGUCGCCAGAAAACAUCACUCUAAUGCUCGAUCAAGGAGUACGCGACUCCACGCGAGCAGGUGAGUCGUGUGUCUGUGACUGUGUGGCUCAGCUUCGCCAGAUCAGGACAGUUAGUGAAGCCCUGCUAAGUGCUGCUAACCCUGCUAGCCCCUGCUAGCUGCUGCUUCCGGCGGCUCUGCGGCGCUUCCGCUGCUUCAUCGCUGCGCGUUGGGCUCCAGAUCAGAUGCUUUUCUGUGAAGGCACGAGUGUCUGUGGAGCUGAGGCGACUGACUGCUGCUGGUUAGCUGUAGAUACACAACACAUGUAAACACGUUGAAUGCAGAGGGGAUGUCUGGCAGUAAGGUGCUGGGGGGGGCGCGGCGGCGGCGGACACGGUGCCGGCGCUGUCAGGCGUGUCUGCGGACCGAGUGCGGUGAGUGCCACUUCUGCAAGGACAUGAAGAAGUUCGGUGGACCGGGCCGGAUGAAGCAGUCCUGUCUGCUGCGGCAGUGCACUGCACCGGUGUUGCCGCACACAGCCGUGUGUUUCGCUUGCGGAGAAGCGGGGAAGGAGGACACGGUGGAGUCGGAGGAGGAGAAGUUCAGCCUCUCGCUCAUGGAGUGCACCAUCUGCAACGAGAUCAUCCACCCCAGCUGCCUCAAGAUGGGCAAGUCUGAAGGCAUUAUUAAUGAUGAGAUCCCAAACUGCUGGGAAUGUCCAAAGUGCCACAAGGAGGGAAAGACCAGUAAGGAUCAAGGAGAUGGUUUGGGGAAGAGGCGCAUGGACAAUGGGGAGGUGAGUCGCUGGAAGCUGACGGAUGAGCCGCCUCCCAGUAAGAAGAAGAGCCUGUCUCUGGAAGACGGAGCCAGACGCAAGAAGGACAAGGAGCUUCCCCAGGAGAGCGGCUCCAGAAAGAAGAUCAAAGCUGCCCGUGAUAAACACCUGAAGAAGCAGAAAGCCAAACCCAACUCCUCGGAUUCUUCUGAAGCGAACGGGCCGAACUCUUCUCUGGGUGGUGGACACGGCUCUGCUGGAGGCUCCGGCGCGGCGCAGCCCUCGACCCCGAGCCAGGACCAGCGCUCGCAUCACCGCGAGAAGCUAGAGCGCUUCAAACGCAUGUGUCAGCUCCUGGAGCGAGUGCGCGACUCCAGCUCCUCGUCCUCCUCCAGCUCCGAAAGCGGCUCGGAGUCAGACUCGGACUCUCCAUCUCCUGCCGCCGCCUCAGAACCUCCCUCUCCAGCUGCUGUGUACAGUGGCAGCAUGCGAGAGCGGAACCGGCGUCUGGCCGAACUGGGCUUCAGUGCCAGUGAGGAUUCUGACGGCGAGAGCGCAGCAGCAGACAGAGGAGAGGUGAAUGCCCGGGUGCGUAGAGCGGUGGUGGACGCUGAAGCAGAUGACGAUGAGGACAGAGCAGGGGAUCGGGGUCACAGGGUCAGUGCCGCGGACCCGUCCUCACCGCUGUCCGCUACACAGCUGCCGCCCUUCGGACAUGGACACUUAGCAGGCCUGUCCUCAUCCAAGCGCACUAACGGCCAGGACGCUCGCAACGGCCGCACGCGAGUGGCUGGCAGAGAGCUGCAGGAGAAGGAGAACUCCAGCAGCAGUACUGUCACCAAUCACCGGCACACUGCUGUAAAGACUGCUCGUGGUAGCAGAAUGCGAGGAGGAAGCCGGCAGGGCCAGAGCAUUCCCUCAAGCAAGAGCACAGGUACAGCAGCAGCCGGCUCUGGGACUGCGAACGGAAACAGUGGCACCUCUAACCCGGGGAGCAUGUCUCUGGCUCCGCAUCGCUCGCAGCUGGUGAAGAGGAGUGCUGUGGCCGUGCCCUCGCCGCCGCGGCCGCUGCAGAUGGAGCGACACCUGGUGCGACCCCCGCCGGCCUGCCCCGAGCCACACUGCCUGCCGCUGGACAGCGGAGCCUCACACGUGCUGCCCCGGGACGUCUGGCUCCAUGUCUUCCAGCACCUCAGUCAGCCGCAGCUGUGUGUCUGCAUGCGUGUGUGCCGCACCUGGAGCCGCUGGUGCUGUGAUAAGAGGUUAUGGACUCAGAUCGAUCUGAGCCGCCAGCGCUCUAUAACUCCUCCAAUGCUGAGCAGUAUAAUCCGUCGACAGCCUGUGUCUCUCAACCUGGGUUACACCAACAUCUCCAAGAAACAGCUCAUGUGGCUCAUUAACCGUCUGCAAGGGCUGCUGGAGCUGAACGUGGCGGGCUGCUCGUGGUCCUCGGUCUCAGCGCUCUGUCAGUCGGUGUGUCCCUGUCUGCGGCUGCUGGACCUCAGCUGGGUGGAGGAUCUGAAAGACUCACAUCUGAGGGAGCUGCUGGCCCCGCCGAGCAACGACACACGCUCAGCUCACGGAGAGAACCGCGGCGGGCGAUUCCAGAACGUGGCGGAGCUGCGUCUGGCGGGCCUGGAGGUGACUGACGCCGUGUCACGCCUGCUAGUGCGCUAUCUUCCUCACCUGAGCAAGCUGGACCUCGGUCAGUGCUGCCACAUCACAGACCAGAGCAUCCACACGCUGACCUCUGCCAUAUCCCCGCUGCGAGAGAGCCUCACGCACGUCAGCCUUGCAGGCUGCGUGAAGGUGACGGAGCAGUGUCUGCCGCUGCUGCGCCGCUGUGCCUCGCUGCAGAGUGUGGACCUGCGCUCCUGCGGCCUGCUCGCUCCAGACGUCUGCCAGCUGCACUGCUUCCCCUCGGCCGAAGACAGACUCCUGCUCAAGAACAGCUAGACUCCUGCCCACAACAACACUACCGCAAGAGACUCGCAGCACAGCAUCAGAGGAAACAGCAUUUCUAAAUCACAGACACUUGGCUGUUUUUUGUUCUGUUCUGUUCUGUUCUGUUCUGUUUUGUUUUCUGGAUCAACCAUUUGUGAAUGGAGACAUCAGUUCCAUCUAGAUAUCCCGUAACAGUAAUGAGUGUGUGUACAGAUUAGUAGUUUGCUGUAAAUGACCCCUCCUGACCCUAGCACUGAACACUUGAGUGCAAGACGAUGCCGAAUGUAUGCUACUGUGGGGAGGUCAUCUCAAACACAGCCAUGCUAGUCAGGAGAAGGGUUCACCCCGAAUCAAAACAGAUUUGAGUUGUUUGGUCUUUUUUAGCAUAAAUAAAAUAAAGCCCACUUUGGGACCAUUAAGACUUUUUCUGCAUUAUGACAUGAUUUCAUUCCCGGCAGGCACAUUUAACCCCCAAGUCCUUAUGACUAUAAAAACAGUAAUCUUCAACAACAUUUGACAUUAGAUUUGAGUCCUCGCUGUUGUCAGAGGUGAUUGUCAUGAGGUUCAGAAUCAGGAGGAAAACUGCUUAAUUU